Messenger RNA from Adineta ricciae, 378 nucleotides. The record is from the annotation of a GenBank genome assembly. Lineage: Eukaryota; Metazoa; Rotifera; Eurotatoria; Adinetida; Adinetidae.
AUGAGCUCUCGAGCAAGUCGCCGUUGCCUUAAAUGUAGCUACUGUCGUGAUUGGUAUCGUACUGAUAAUCAAUGGAACUUUCGUGAUGGUGGAACCGGUAAUGCUAAGGGAAAAUUUGAUGCUGCAGAACGUACGCGUCGUCAACAAUGUAAUUCAUCUUCUUGGGGUACGUCGCAGUAUCAGUAUCAGAUAUACACGCCUCGGCCGUACUACUCCACUCCUUGGGAAGCUAUUAGUCAUCGUACUAAUGGCUCUGAGUAUCAUCUUAAGUAUCGUCCUGCUCAUGAGUCUCGUCCUAAAUACGAGUGUGACUCUAAUGAAUAUACGUAUCGCUUUAGUGGUUUAUGCCGGCGCGAUGGACAGAAUUACUACUGGUAA